This is a messenger RNA of Candida albicans SC5314, 1092 nucleotides long. RefSeq lists its product as uncharacterized. The transcript has a single exon. Gene Ontology annotation, cellular component: peroxisomal membrane. Bases 1 to 1092 code for a protein of 363 amino acids. The record is from RefSeq and is a predicted model, not a curated record. Gene Ontology annotation, molecular function: NAD transmembrane transporter activity; FMN transmembrane transporter activity; coenzyme A transmembrane transporter activity. NCBI's taxonomy places the organism in Eukaryota, Fungi, Ascomycota, Pichiomycetes, Serinales, Debaryomycetaceae.
AUGUCGAAUCAAGAACUUGCUCAUGCUGUACUGGGUGCAGUUGGUGGUGCUUUAGCUCUUGGUAUAACUUAUCCUUUAAUUACCUUAUCAACAAUUGCCCAAACUGCUGCCAAAAAGAAGGAAGCAGAAGAAGCAAGCACCACCGAGGAUGGUAAAAAACCUCAACCGACCGUCAGUUUAACAACUUUGGAAAAAAUCGCUCAUGUUAUCCAAAAUAAUGCUGCUUAUAUUGCUGCUAAAGAAAUUCUUAAAGAAAAAGGUCCAUUGGGAUUAUAUUCUGGGUUGGAAAGUGCAUUAUAUGGGAUCACUUUAACCAAUUUUAUUUAUUAUUAUUUCUAUGAAUUGACUUCCAAUGUAUUUUUGAGAGCCAAUGGGAAAAAACGUAAUGGAUUAAGUACUAUCCAAUCAAUAAUAACUGGUGCUAUUGCUGGUGCAUUCACUUGUGUUGGAUCUAAUCCUUUUUGGGUUGCCAAUACCAGAAUGAUGACCGAAAAGAAGAAGGAAAAAACUGCUACUGCUGGUGAUGCUGCCGAUGCCAAAGAAGAGAAUGAUAAUUCUUCCAAUUCUACUUUUAAGGCAUUGGUUAAUAUUGUUGAACAAGAUGGUGUUGGUGCUUUAUUUGCUGGUGUGUUACCAGCUUUGGUGUUGGUCAUUAACCCAAUUAUUCAAUACACUAUUUUUGAACAAAUUAAGAAUAUAAUUAUUGCUAAAGAUGGUCCUAAAGCAUUCACUGCUGUUAAAGCUUUUUUCAUUGGUGCCUUUGGUAAAUUGAUUGCUACUUCAUUGACUUAUCCUUACAUAACUUUGAAAUCAAGAAUGCAUAUCAAGAGAAAGAAAUUGAAUAUCGAUAAUCAACAACAAGAUGAAGAAAAACAAUUAUCCAUGAUUCAAGAAAUUAGAAAAAUUGUCAAAGAAGAAGGAUUGGAAGGAUUAUAUGCUGGAUUAGCUGUUAAAUUGACCCAAUCUAUUGCCACUGCAGCAUUUUUGUUUUAUUUCAAAGAAGAAUUGUUUUCUGGUAGUGUCAAAUUGAUUGAAAUUUUACGUGUGUUUAGUUUCAAGAAGUCACUCAAGUCUCCAGUUGUUCAAGUUUAA